Messenger RNA from Penicillium angulare, 870 nucleotides. RefSeq names its product oxygenase MpaB family protein. Lineage: Eukaryota; Fungi; Ascomycota; Eurotiomycetes; Eurotiales; Aspergillaceae. The transcript has a single exon. Bases 1 to 870 code for a protein of 289 amino acids. Gene Ontology annotation, molecular function: oxidoreductase activity. The record is from RefSeq and is a predicted model, not a curated record.
AUGUCUCGCUCUUCAUCUCCCCCAUCCCCUAUAAGCGACGACGAGAAGCCAAAUGUCUUGCCAACAAUGAGUGAUUCCAACGUCAACACUUCUUCCGGUCGCCUCCACGCCCUGGAGCAACUGGAGAUUCUCCCACAGAUCCUCCAAGAGGGCAUUCUAUUCGCAGGCUCCGGCGCUGCACUUCUGCUCCAAGCAGCGCUGCCCGGAAUCCGCGCAACCCCAGACGAAUCCUCCAAGGAUCUAGCGACCGAGCUCCUCGACACUCUCCAAGAACACAUCAGCCAAAUCUCCAUUUUAGUCUUCGGCACCCCCGCUGAGCGAAAGUCUCUCCUCGCGCUCCUCCAACAACAGGAUGAUCGCUUCCUUCAUAACCCAGCCCAGGCCCGUUGGAUAGCGGCUACUCUUUAUGCCACCGCAACAGACUAUUACCAGCGUGUCUACGGUCGCGUGGACUAUGACACCGCUCAGCGCGGAUAUGACGAGUUCACCAUGAUUUUGAACUGUAUUGGCAUGCCGCAGGGUAUCUGGCCCGAGUCUCGGACUGCAUUCUGGUCUUUCUGGGAUGAUCAGAUCGGUCGCUUGGAGGUCUCUCCAGAUGCGGCGAAGUUUGCCAAGGAGCUGAGAGAGAGCACCGAUAUGCCAAAGUGGGUGCAGCGCAUUAAACCUUUCUUACGCGUUGUUACUAUUGAGAUGUUGCCGCCUAGGAUUCGGGAUGCGUAUGGUUUGCGCUCUACUGCUACUACAAGGGCGCUAUAUCGCACUUGGAUGGGUUUCUCGGUCGCCGUUUACCCUGCCAUGCCUAAUAAAGUACGCUCUUACCCUCUAAAGUAUUAUCAGGAUCGAUUGCGUGAGAAGUUGAACGUGGUUUGA